Molecule: messenger RNA, 1032 nt
Organism: Scomber japonicus (chub mackerel)
Lineage: Eukaryota; Metazoa; Chordata; Actinopteri; Scombriformes; Scombridae
Gene: gpr12
Product: G protein-coupled receptor 12
Exons: 1
Coding region: 4-1032 (342 amino acids)
Biological process (GO): G protein-coupled receptor signaling pathway
Cellular component (GO): membrane
Molecular function (GO): G protein-coupled receptor activity
Source: RefSeq, a predicted model, not a curated record
ACAAUGAGUGAAGAGCCAGCGGUCACCCCCAGCUGGCUGACCCCUGACCCCACAGCAUGGGCCAGUGGAGGCGGGGGUCCAAUGGACAACAGCACCGGCCUGGGGAUGUUUCCAUCGGAGGACACCCUCCCGCCCAGCCAGCUGCCGCUGCUGGUCAACCCCUGGGACAUUGUGCUUUGUUCAUCUGGGACUCUGAUAGCUUGCGAGAACGCCCUGGUGGUGCUGGUGAUCUGGCAGAACCCGGCGCUCAGAGCCCCCAUGUUCCUGCUGAUUGGAAGCCUGGCACUGGCUGACCUGCUGGCCGGCCUGGGCCUGGUGCUUCACUUCACCUGUGCCUACUUGCUUCACUCCGACUCGGCCCAGUUGUUGACUGUGGGCCUGGUGGUAGCCUCUUUCUCCGCCUCUGUCUUCAGCCUGCUGGCCAUCACUAUUGACCGCUACCUGUCGCUGUACUAUGCCCUCACCUACAACUCUGAGCGGACAGCGGCCUUCACUUACACCAUGCUCGUGCUGCUAUGGGGUCUGUCUUUGUGUCUGGGCCUGCUGCCGGUCACAGGGGUCAACUGCUUGGCGGAGGAGGCCACAUGCAGCGUGGUGCGGCCUCUGACCAAGAACAACAUCGCCGUGCUGUCCGUCUCCUUCCUGCUGCUCUUCGGCCUCAUGCUGCAACUCUACGUCCAGAUCUGCAAGAUUGUGAUGCGCCACGCUCACCAGAUCGCCCUCCAGCACCACUUCCUGGCUGCCACACCCCACUACGUCACAACACGGAAGGGCGUGUCCACGUUGGCCAUCAUCCUAGGCACCUUUGCUGCCUGCUGGAUGCCAUUCACUGUCUACUCUCUCAUCGCUGACUACACCUACCCUCCACUCUACACCUACGCAACGCUGGUGCCUGCCACCUACAACUCCGUCAUCAACCCGGUCAUAUAUGCCUUCAGGAACCAGGAGAUCCAGAAGGCCUUGUGGCUGGUGUGCUGUGGCUGCGUGCCUGCCAGUGUGGCCCAGCGGGCGCGGACCCCUAGCGAUGUCUGA